Molecule: messenger RNA, 590 nt
Organism: Drosophila guanche
Lineage: Eukaryota; Metazoa; Arthropoda; Insecta; Diptera; Drosophilidae
Gene: ND-B22
Product: NADH dehydrogenase [ubiquinone] 1 beta subcomplex subunit 9
Exons: 3
Coding region: 85-519 (144 amino acids)
Biological process (GO): mitochondrial electron transport, NADH to ubiquinone
Source: RefSeq, a predicted model, not a curated record
AACACCACUGUUUGACAGCUGUGUUUGUUGCUGUGCUGGGGCAGUAAUUUCUGUAGAAUUUAACAAAUUAAGCGAAUACAAACGAUGGCUCAGGUCCCCUUGGCAAUUGUUUCGCACAAGCGCCAGGUGUGCAGCUUGUACAAGCGUGCCCUGCGCAACCUGGAGGCGUGGUACGACCGACGAAAUGACUACCGCUAUCGUGCUGUGCAGAUGCGCGCCCGUUUCGACGAGAACCGCAACAAGGAUCUGGGCGAAGGCAUUCGACUGCUGGCUGUUGGCCAAAAGGAGCUCUUCGAGACUAAGCAUUUCCAGUCCAGAAAUUUUGCCAACAGCGCUGGUGGCUGCGCCUUCGAGCGCGAGGUCAUCCCACCCGAUUGGCUCCUGGACUACUGGCAUCCCCUGGAGAAGGCCCAGUAUCCAGAGUAUUUCGCCAAGCGGGAGCAACGAAAGAAGGAGUACGUGAUCUGGUGGGAGAAGCAGCACGGCAAACCAGACCCCAAGGACCUGGGACACCAUUAACUAGCCCUUAAACUACUGUAGUCAAGUCCAAUAAUUGCGAUAAAAGAGUAAAACACAUUGGAGCACCUCAU